UUUGCCUCAAGAUUUUUUUUAUACACAUAUAAGAAAUAAAUCAAUCAUGGGCAAAAAAACUUUCAAAGCCAAUCCAGACACUGCCACUGUUGCUACAUCAGCAACCACAGCAGUAUCUGCCGGGAUCUUGUUCUCCGCGUUCGAUGAGAGCCCCAGUGCCGAAUUUUUUGCUCUCGUAACACACAACAUUGGUCGCCAUCAGUUGCGUAUCUUCAACACACGAUCUGGCACUGUCAGCAACGACUUUUCUUCCGAAAAUAAGGAGUCUUUUACAAGCUUAAGCUGGGGCAAUGUCGUGGAUACUGGCGAUCUUGCAAAGGCUGGCGAUUCAAAAGUCAACAAAAGAAGAAAGUCUCACAACACGACAAAGGCGGUUGCUCUUGGCACAAAUACGGGCACCAUUGUCAUAUACUCCCUUGCCCAUGGUUCGAUCGUGAAGCGUUUGACAAGUGCACAUACCACACCCGUCACCGAUUUCGUGCUUAACAAGGCUGGCACAAAGGGUUAUUCGGUGGCUGAAGACAACUACAUUGUCGAAUGGGAUAUUGUCCAAGAAAAGGAAACGGCAAAAUGGAAAGCAAAUGAAAAGAGUGUGCGGAGAUUGGCCCUUAGCCACGACGAAACCAAGUUGGCAGUUGCUGGUCAUACCAUCAGUCUGUGGAACUUACACGAUCAAAAAGUAUUCAAGAAAUUCACGGGACACGCCAGUGCCGUCAAGGAACUUCGAUUCUCAUCCCAGGAUGACAUCUUAGUAUCCAUUGGAGACGACGAUCGCUACGUGAACGUAUGGGAUGCACAGUCGACAAACGACAACACCAACAAUUUGACUGCAUUGACACUCGAAAACAAUGUUAUCCAAAUUGAUUUCUCGGAAACCGAGUCAUCGGUCCUUGCUGUAUCUGAAGAUGGCUCUGUUGGGGUGUGGCAAAAUGCCUCUUCUCCGGCAAUGGCUUCGGGCCCCAAGAACAGACGGAAAAUGGCACGCGCUACCACAAAGCAGCCCGAUUCAACCAUCACAGUUGUAUCCAGCACAUCAGAGGAGGAAACGAUCCCGGUUAUCUCAGCAAACUUUGUUACGGAUAAUGACAGUAAAGCUGUUAUGAUUGCUCGUGGCUCAAGCAUUAAACCAUCUUUUGAAGUUGUGCAAUACGUGAACGAAGAAUCAGGCGCAGUGAUGGAUAACAUUGUGUUGACAAGACAGGCCGUUGUGAACAACUUGGUCAGCAAUGGAUCAAUGGCAGCAAAUAACUUGAAAACGACGCAGAAAGCAUACAAUGAAGCCGCCGUCAAGGUCAUAGGCAACACCGACUUUGCGAUGCGAAACCCUACAGCCAAGAGUAGCAGCGAUGGACAAGUAUCAGCAGAACCUUCCCUCGAGCAACGAUUGAACGAGAUGGGCGUGAACGAGGAGAAGAGCGAAAUAGAGACAAAGAAAAGGACCAACAAGCCAUCGACGCCAUCAGCCGGAUCGUUGCAGCAAGUCCUUUUGCAAGCAUUACAUUCUGGGGACAAAGCCCUUUUGGAGGCAUGCUUAGCACAAGAAAAGCCAGAAAUCAUCCAAACCACGAUCCAGCGAUUGCCCACUGCAUAUGUCAUCCCUCUCAUGUUACAACUUAUUGCCAAAUUCCAAACCUCCCCUGGUCGUGGCACUGGUCUGUUGGUGUGGAUCAAGGCCGUCUUGCUGACCCAUACAACCUAUCUGAUGACCGUACCUGACUUGGUUGCUCAGUUGUCGACCUUCUAUCAGGCACUGGAUUCGCGUCUAGCUGUGUUCCCCAAAUUGCUUGCUCUGCGUGGUAGAUUAGAUUUGAUCCAGAACCAGAUCAACAAUCGAUCACGGUACAGCCAGAAUGAAGACGGCGAGAACGGUGCCGUUGGUUUAUAUGUUGAAGAAGACUCGGACGAGGAAGCAGAGCAAGAGGAGGCUGCCAUGAGCGAGGACGAAGUGGAUGAAUACGUUAGCGAAGACGAAGAAAUGCUGGAGAUGGAAGACUACGACGAAGAAGAUGAAGACGAUGAUUAGAUGAACAACGCGUAGCUGGUUCUGUUUUUUCUGCCCUUUAAUUCACACAUUUUAUUCUUAUUUACAUACAAAACAUCCGAUAUCAUGUACACAUACAACAACACACCACACACAUCCAUCCAUACAGUUUGCAAGAAGAAAAAUUACGAUACAGUAGCUUAUUAUAUAAAGCCUUGAUGGUAAUACAAUCACAAAACAAAGAAAGCAUUUUACUAUUAUAAAAAAAAGACUCAAUUCAUUGUCACGAAAUAAGAGAUCCGCUUGUCGCCAUACAACGCGCUCGCGUGUGUUGAUUUUCGUUUCCGUGGUGGUCUGCCUUCUAACGCGUGUGUAUUCGGAGUACAUCACAAAAAAAAACUGGGACAGGAUUUUGCUC
Molecule: messenger RNA, 2399 nt
Organism: Zychaea mexicana
Lineage: Eukaryota; Fungi; Mucoromycota; Mucoromycetes; Mucorales; Lichtheimiaceae
Product: WD40-repeat-containing domain protein
Exons: 6
Coding region: 47-2023 (658 amino acids)
Biological process (GO): maturation of SSU-rRNA from tricistronic rRNA transcript (SSU-rRNA, 5.8S rRNA, LSU-rRNA)
Cellular component (GO): nucleolus
Molecular function (GO): protein binding
Source: RefSeq, a predicted model, not a curated record